Messenger RNA from Mastomys coucha (southern multimammate mouse), 3646 nucleotides. RefSeq names its product oxysterol binding protein like 1A (gene Osbpl1a). Gene Ontology annotation, molecular function: cholesterol binding; protein binding. The coding region runs from base 213 to 3068 and encodes 951 amino acids. Gene Ontology annotation, cellular component: cytosol; membrane; intracellular membrane-bounded organelle. The transcript is spliced from 28 exons. NCBI's taxonomy places the organism in Eukaryota, Metazoa, Chordata, Mammalia, Rodentia, Muridae. The record is from RefSeq and is a predicted model, not a curated record.
CGUGCUGGGCUCGGCGCCAACACUUCUGGCGCGCGCGUUACCGGGGCCCUCCUUGCCCCUGACCCGAGGAUCCUUGGGUUCCGCCCGGUUCCCUCUCGGGAUCCCCCGGGCGUCCUCGUGAGAGCGGCCCGCGUGGGUGACGGCCGGCCGGUGGGCGCGGCCGGGCCUCGGGUAGAGGCCGCCUCAGGAGCGGGGCCCGCGAGCGCGCAGGAAUGAACACAGAAGCAGAACAGCAGCUUCUCCAUCAUGCCAGAAAUGGCAAUGCUGAAGAGGUGCGAAGGCUGCUGGAAGCCAUGGCACGGAUGGAAGUGGCCGCUGACAUUGACUGUAAAGGAAGAAGUAAGUCUAACUUGGGCUGGACACCUCUUCACCUGGCAUGCUAUUUUGGACACAAACAAGUGGUGGAGGAUCUGUUGAAGGCUGGUGCAAAAGUGAACAUGUUAAACGACAUGGGUGACACGCCGCUGCAUCGAGCCGCCUUCACGGGACGGAAGGAGCUGGUACUGCUUCUUUUAGAAUACAAUGCUGACACGACAGUUGUAAAUGGAAGUGGACAGACAGCAAGAGAAGCCACCCAUGACAAAGAAAUCAGAAACAUGCUUGAAGCUGUGGAAAGGACUCAACAAAGAAAGCUUGAAGAAUUGCUCUUAGGAGCAGCCAGAGAAGGAAGAACAGCUGAACUCUCAGCUCUGCUCAGCAGGCCCAAUCCUCCUGACGUGAACUGCUCAGAUCAGUUAGGAAAUACUCCCUUGCACUGUGCGGCUUACCGGGGCCACAAGCAGUGUGUCCUGAAGCUUCUGAGAAGUGGAGCUGACCCCAGCCUGAAGAACAAGAACGAUCAGAAACCUCUUGACCUUGCCCAUGGUGCUGAGAUGAAACAUAUUCUUGUUGGCCAUAAGCAGGUUGUCCACAAAGCACUGAAACGCUAUGAAGGCCCUCUCUGGAAGAGUUCAAGAUUUUUUGGCUGGAAGUUAUUCUGGGUAGUGUUAGAACACGGAGUCCUUUCCUGGUAUAGGAAACAGCCUGAUGCGGUCCAUAAUUCUUACCGCCAAGGAUGCAAACACCUGACUCAAGCGGUGUGCACGGUGAAGCCUACAGAUAGCUGCCUCUUCUCUAUUCGAUGCUUCGAUGACACUGUUCAUGGCUUCAGGGUUCCUAAGAACAGCCUACAGCAAUCAAGAGAGAAGUGGCUGGAAGCAAUUGAAGAGCACUCGGCAUACAGCACUCACUACUGUUCCCAGGAUCAAGUGACUGACGAGGAAGAGGAAGAUGUGGUUUCCACCAUGGACCUGAAGGAGUCCUUAGCGAGAGCACAAACAUGUCAACAGAGACUAGAUAGGGAAAUUUACAACUUUCUCAAAAUGAUUAAGGAGUGUGAUAUGGCCAAAGAUAUGCUUCCAUCAUUUCUUCAGAAAGCUGAUGUUGUCUCCGAAGCUUCUAGAGAGACUUGUGUGGCGUUGAGUGACUGUCUUAAUCUCUUCACUAAACAGGAAGGGGUGAGGAAUUUUAAAUUGGAACAGGAGCAAGAAAAAAACAAAAUUUUGUCAGAAGCACUGGAGACUUUAGCCACUGAGCAUCAUGAACUAGAACGAUCCCUGGUUGAAGGAUCCCCGCCUGUCAGCAUCCUUAGUGAGGACGAGUUCUAUGAUGCACUGUCAGGUUCCGAGUCCGAGGGGUCACUGACUUGCCUGGAAGCUGUGACAGCACACUCCUGUGAAGAGAACGAAGUGCCUGUAAGCAGUGGAAGACACAGAAUGUCUGAAGGAAAAGACUGUGGUGGGGGAGAUGCGCUCUCCAAUGGCAUCAAAAAGCACAGAACAAGCCUGCCGUCACCUAUGUUCUCCAGAAAUGACUUCAGCAUCUGGAGCAUCCUCAGGAAGUGCAUUGGGAUGGAACUGUCCAAGAUCACGAUGCCAGUCAUAUUUAAUGAGCCUCUGAGCUUCCUGCAGCGGCUAACUGAAUACAUGGAGCACACAUACCUCAUCCACAAAGCCAGUUCAUUUUCCGAUCCUGUGGAAAGGAUGCAGUGUGUGGCUGCAUUUGCUGUAUCUGCUGUCGCUUCUCAGUGGGAGCGCACUGGAAAGCCCUUCAACCCACUUCUGGGGGAGACUUACGAAUUAGUUCGAGAUGAUCUUGGAUUUAGGCUCAUCUCAGAGCAGGUCAGCCAUCACCCCCCAAUCAGUGCAUUCCAUGCAGAAGGACUCAACAAUGACUUCAUCUUCCAUGGCUCAAUUUACCCCAAACUGAAGUUCUGGGGCAAGAGUGUAGAAGCAGAACCUAAAGGAACCAUCACCCUGGAGCUUUUAGAACACAAUGAAGCAUACACAUGGACAAACCCCACCUGUUGUGUGCAUAACAUCAUCGUGGGCAAACUCUGGAUUGAACAGUAUGGCAAUGUGGAAAUCAUAAACCACAAGACUGGGGACAAGUGUGUGCUGAAUUUUAAACCAUGUGGUCUUUUUGGCAAGGAAUUACACAAAGUGGAAGGCUACAUACAAGAUAAAAGCAAAAAGAAACUCUGUGCUCUCUACGGGAAGUGGACGGAGUGCUUGUACAGCGUAGACCCUGCCACUUUUGAUGCUUACAAAAAAAAUGAUAAGAAAAACACAGAAGAGAAGAAGAACAGCAAACAGACAAGCUCAUCUGAGGAGUCUGAUGAAAUGCCAGUGCCAGAUUCUGAGAGCGUAUUCAUUAUCCCUGGAAGUGUGCUCCUGUGGCGGAUAGCCCCUCGGCCUCCCAAUUCUGCUCAGAUGUAUAACUUUACCAGCUUUGCCAUGGUUUUGAAUGAAGUAGACAAGGAGAUGGAGAGUGUGAUUCCCAAGACUGACUGCAGGCUGCGACCUGACAUCAGAGCCAUGGAGAACGGAGAGAUAGAUCAAGCUAGUGAAGAAAAAAAACGACUUGAGGAAAAACAAAGAGCAGCCCGAAAAAACAGGUCCAAGUCAGAAGAGGACUGGAAGACAAGGUGGUUCCAUCAAGGUCCUAACCCCUACAGUGGAGCACAGGACUGGAUUUAUUCUGGCAGCUACUGGGACAGAAACUACUUCAAUUUGCCUGAUAUUUAUUAAAGUGCAGAGAAGUCAAGGUGUUUGCUAAUCUAAAUAAGUCUUAAGCUUAAGUGUUUAAUUUUUUUCCCCUUGGUUUCUACUUCUCUAUAAUUUGCGUUUCACCCAAUAAGGCAAGGCAUGUGGUCACACUGGGGAUGACCUGAAGAGGAGAGGAGUUGUCUGGGAGCACUGCUCAGGGGAAAUGGGAAGCUGUUGGGGUGCAGUUCCUAUCCUCACAUUGCUGGAGAUAGAAACCUAGUGUAAUAUUCUAUGGGAUUCUAUAGUGAUCCAAAAAUCAAGUUAUUUUGAAUAUUUUUAUGCUAGAAUGCUUGAGUAUUUUAGGUGUAGCUUUGAAAUGUUUAGAAUUCUCCUGUACAAUGUUACAUGCUCAAAUGUAGAUUAUCAUUUUACAAAAAACUAAGUUGGUAAGAUGUCCUUUUAGGGAAAUUAAUCCUCUCAAUUUUACUUUCCCACCUCCCCUGAGAAUUCCUGAUUUGAAGUCUAAACUGGAACAGGUAUUUAUGAAUUUACGUUCACAUCUUGUGAUCACUGUCAUUAGACUUUACUUGUAUGUUUGAACUGAAAAUCAUAAAAAUGCC